Messenger RNA from Chiroxiphia lanceolata (lance-tailed manakin), 2388 nucleotides. RefSeq names its product acyl-CoA thioesterase 12 (gene ACOT12). The coding region runs from base 153 to 1847 and encodes 564 amino acids. The transcript has 15 exons. The record is from RefSeq and is a predicted model, not a curated record. NCBI's taxonomy places the organism in Eukaryota, Metazoa, Chordata, Aves, Passeriformes, Pipridae. Gene Ontology annotation, molecular function: acetyl-CoA hydrolase activity; lipid binding. Gene Ontology annotation, cellular component: extracellular exosome.
UCCCUCAGCCCAGCGUUGCCCUCACGCAGCCGGAGGAGAUCCCGGCCCAUCCCGGCCGAUCCCGCGACGCCGGGGCGGGCCUGUCCCGCCCAUCCCGGCGGGCGGCGGUGAUCCCGGAGCGUGGAGCCUGCGGUUGCCGGGGCAGCUGCGGGAUGAGACAUUCUUGCAUGGAUGUGUGCGUGUGCCAGGGUGUCCUGCCGGCCCACGCCGACCCCCGCGGGGAGCUGAGCGCCGGGCAGCUGCUCCGCUGGAUGGACGCCGCCGCCUGCCUCGCAGGUGAGAAACAUGCUGGUGUGUCCUGCGUGACAGUGUCCAUGGAUGACAUACAGUUUGAGGAGGCUGCCAAAGUGGGACAAAUUAUUACCAUCAAAGCAAAGGUGAACAGAGCAUUCAGAACCAGCAUGGAGGUUGGCAUCAAGGUUGGAGUACAGGAUGUUUUGACUAAUGUUGAAAAAACUGUGAGUGUGGCAUAUGGAACAUAUGUAGCCAAACCAGUUGGUGCUGGAAAGGUUGAGUUAGAACCUGUAAAGCUUCUGUCCGCAGAAGACCACCUGGAGCACAGCCUUGCUAUUGAGAGGAGAAGAAUUAGACUGGGCUAUUUCCAGAUCUUUCAAAACCUAAUGCAGGAGAGUAAUAAGGAAGAUACUUUUGAAGAGGAAGAUGCAAUUUCAAUUGAACUUACUCAUGUACAGAGUAUUGAGCUUGUCCUGCCUCCUCAUGCAAACCAUCAUGGAAACACUUUUGGUGGCCAGAUCAUGGCUUGGAUGGACACAGUGGCGAGUAUUUCAGCAAGCUGCCUUUGUCAUUCAUACCCUGUCCUGAAAUCAGUGAACAUGUUUAAGUUCUGGGGACCCUCCUUUGUGGGUGACUGCCUCGUCUUCAGCACCAUUGUGAACAACACCUUCCAGAACAGUGUGGAGGUUGGUGUCCGUGUUGAGGCUUAUGACUGUGAGUGGAUCAAGGACCAGCCACGGCACAUUAACAGUGCAUUCCUCAUCUUUAGUGCUGUGAAUGACAAAGGACAGCUGCUCCCCUUCCCCAAAGUCAAACCUACAACAGAGGAUGUUAUGAGAAGAUACCACGGAGCUAUUGCCCGAAGGAGAAUUCGUCUAACCAGAAAAUGCAUACUGUCUGCUAAAGGAGACAAACCUUCUGAACCCUGGGACAGAAGCAACCAAGUAAUCUACAUGUGUCUUAUGUUUCAGGCACUGACACACCUGGCAGCAAAACCAGGAUGGGAAAUAACCAGGACGCUGGAUGAUGUAAGUGCAUCAUUGUGGAGGUUUAGGCCUAUGACUAGAAAUAGACCCAAAAUAAUCAAGACAAGAUACUACAAGUGUGAGGCAAGAGAGGCCUUUGGUGAAUAUUCUCUUAAAGGAGAAGCACUUUCAGGUAAUUAUUCCAUCCUGAAAGGUUUUUACCAGGGCUUGUGUGUGUGUGCUACAUGUAUUUGCAGGACUUGUGAGGUCCUGCAGGCUGUGAGUGAAGAGGAGAAAAUAUAUUAUGUGAUGUCUCCCCCCACAAGGGGCUACGAACCCAGAGACUUUGUGAUUCUCGUGUCUCAAAGGCAACCCUGCAAGCCAGAUGAACCCUACACCGUGGCUGUGAGGUCGGUGACCCUCAGGGCAAUGCCCCCAUCCCCAGAGUUCUCCAGGAGUGAAGUCCUUUGUGCCGGGUUCCAGAUACAUACCAGCACGAGUAGCUCCUGUACCGUGUGUUACUUCAAUGAAGUGACAUCAGGCGUGAUGCCUUACUUAGCUGCAAAUCUCGCCAGCUCAUCAAAAUCCAUUGAAGACACAGCUUUGGAAUGUAUAAAGUUCUUGGAGAUGAAAGGCUGCAUGUACUAAAAUUAAAAACAGAUUUCUGAAGGGACGUCUGAAGAUUAUCCAGCAAUUCUAGUUUAAAUUCCUGCAAGUGUGUUGAUCAUUUUUCUACAGGUUACUUAAGUUGGAUCAUGUAGCCAGUAUUUGGCUUGAACCUGAGAAUACCUUGUACAAGCAUCUGCUAUCAAGUUGAGCUUAGGCUUUAGGAUCCAAAUUCAAUUUUUAAUUUAAACAAGAUUAAGGGACAGAUUCUGCUUUUGAUUGCAUUAAUGAAUUUUGUAUAAAUGGAAGCAGAACUUGGCUCAGUGGAGCUGUAGCUCAUGAGACCGUUUCCCUGUUUUAAUGUUAUAUUGUAUGAAAAGGCAUCUGGGCAGUUUUAAAUCUGUAAAUACCACCCCUUGUAACCUGCAAACCAGUGCUACCAAGUAGCUUUCCCUGUGCUCUGACCUGGCUGUCCAAGUCUUUGCACCCCCAUUAUUUAUAAACUGAUGACAGCCCAUGUAAAUUAGAGUUUGCUGCUUUUAAUACUUGUCUGUUUAUGUGUGACUUCCAAUAAAUUAUUGUU